Molecule: messenger RNA, 470 nt
Organism: Carcharodon carcharias (great white shark)
Lineage: Eukaryota; Metazoa; Chordata; Chondrichthyes; Lamniformes; Lamnidae
Product: interleukin-8-like
Exons: 4
Coding region: 49-360 (103 amino acids)
Biological process (GO): chemokine-mediated signaling pathway; cellular response to lipopolysaccharide; neutrophil chemotaxis
Cellular component (GO): extracellular region
Molecular function (GO): chemokine activity; CXCR chemokine receptor binding
Source: RefSeq, a predicted model, not a curated record
CAGCACAGCAACAGCAAGAGGAUAAAGAACAUUAGACACUAAAGCACAAUGAACAGCAAAGUUGCUCUAAUGGUCCUCACUUUCUUCGUACUCUAUAUGGCUUCCACACAAGUUGCAUCUCUCAGAAGCCUAGGAGUGAAACUGCGUUGCCAGUGCAUCAACACAAACACUCGUUUUAUCCAUCCAAAGCGCCUGGGGAAUAUUCAAAUUGUUCCAAGUGGUGCCCAUUGUGGGAAAGUAGAGAUCAUUGCCACCUUCAGAAGUGGUAACCAAGUCUGUUUGAACUCUGAUGCCUGGUGGGUGCAGAAAAUAAUUGAAAAGUUGAUCAAAAGUUCCAAGGGGACAGAUGAAGUUCACUGAGGAAAAACUCAAUGUCUGAAUGUUAAAAGCCUGAAGCUGACUGUAUCAGGGAUUCUGUACUGGAUCACAAACUCAUAUCUGCUUAUCACUUUGUUCAAGCUUGUUGUAGG